AUGCAUGAAAUACUAACCACAACAGCUAUCAUCAUGUCAUUGACUCCUUUAGAGAAAGCCGCAUCAGGUGCUUUGGCUUCCGCCAUAGCUAACACCAUCAUCUACCCAGUGGACCUCUCUAAAACAAUCAUCCAAACACAGGUCCACACCGAAAAUAAACAAGAGUUGAAAUAUAAGAAUACACUCGAUGUGCUCAAACAAAUCUAUGCCAAAAAGGGGGUGUUGGGAUGGUAUCAAGGGCUAUUCUCCACUAUUGUUGGUUCAUUCAGUCAAAACCUUUCAUUCUUCUACUGGUAUUCACUUGUUAAGAAGGUCUACGCUAAUUUGAAGAAACACCAACCAAACCACAAACCUACCACAUUCACAGAAUUAGCCCUAGGAGCUAUUGCUGCCGCUAUUUCCCAGUGCUUCACGAUGCCCAUCGGAGUAGUAACCACGCAACACCAAACGGACAAGCAACAACGUACCACCAGCGAGCUAGUUAAACAAAUUUUGAGAGAGGAUGGAGUUACGGGGUUGUGGAGGGGUUUAAGAGUAUCUUUGAUACUCUGCAUAAACCCUUCCAUAACCUAUGGCUCGUAUGAAAAGUUGAAGACGGUGAUUUAUGGUAAUAAAGAAUUCUUAGGUCCUUUAGAAAGUUUCAGUUUAGGAAUGAUUGCCAAAUCAUUAGCCACUGUUGCUACUCAGCCGCUUAUUGUUUCUAAGGCAUUGUUGCAAAAGAGUAAAGGUAAGAGUCACAAGAAAAAUGAAUUUGGUGAAUAUGAUGAUGAAGAAGAAGAUAUCAAGUUUGAUCAUUUCACUCAUGCUUUAGCUCAUUUGUGGAAAACUGAGAAGUUUAAAGGUUUGUAUAAGGGAAUUGGUCCACAAUUGUUGAAAGGUGUUUUUGUUCAAGGUUUGUUGUUUAUGUUUAAGGAUCAAAUUGAUUUGUUGUUCUUGUUCAUCUUGUCAGUGAUCAAAAGGAAGAGAAUUGCAAAGGCUUAG
Lodderomyces orthopsilosis Co 90-125 is the source of this 981-nucleotide messenger RNA. RefSeq names its product Ant1p (gene ANT1). The record is from RefSeq and is a predicted model, not a curated record. The transcript has a single exon. Bases 1 to 981 code for a protein of 326 amino acids. Lineage: Eukaryota; Fungi; Ascomycota; Pichiomycetes; Serinales; Debaryomycetaceae.